AUGCUUUUUUCUUUAUUUCGUUCCCGGUUGGAGCAGGCAACUUUGUUAUCGUUUCCCUGUCAGCGGUUGAUUCGUAGACAGGAAAAUGCGAUUGCGAGCAGCGUUUCUCCUGUCUCGUCCUGUUUUAUUAUUCGUUACGAAAGAUUUUAUGAAACAAGUUUUAUCAGUUGUUUAUCAAAAUUUAACCCCAUUGAACGCGGUUGUCUUGCGUUUGAUAACGAUUGGAUUCGGUUCCGGACGCAAAACCGGUAUGGAAGUGUUUAUCAAUUUCGUUUGUCAAAAUUACAGUCAUAUUUAUCCAUCGUCCUGUACUAUGCGUCAGUUCCUAAUGCUAUUUCUAACCCUGCGCGCUCUGCUGUAUCUGAGAGGAACGUGUUUCCUAGUUCCCUUUGUGAAUCUCCACCUCAGCAGGAAUGAAGGAAAUGGAAAGGUAGAAUGAGAAUAAAGUAUAGAAAUGACUCAUUGGACGGAGUAUGUUGUUGAUUUAGCAUCACAGCUGGGCUGCACCUUGUGCCCGCAUUACUAUCGAUUUGGCGUAUGUAUUUUUGCAUUUCUUUGUUGACUUUUAGUAUGUUUCGCAUUAUCAUUUCUUGAGAACAAAGUAAUGAACUCCGGCUCCUGUAAUUCUUGACCUUGGCAGCACUUUUUCUACUUCACCGAUCUGCUAAAUUUGACCCGCCACUUCUUAUGAUGAAGCAUUCCCACGGGACUGUUGUUUGGUGGCAACACGUCUAGGCAUCGCAUUCAUCGACUCUAUUAUACUCCACAUGUCUAAACGCAAACCGAUUUACUGUAUCUCUUGCUUACAGCUUUUUUUUUUUUGUCGAAUCUGCGAGCGAAGUUGCCAUUUUCAACAAAUCAGUCCUAAACGAAGCUUGUGUAGUUUUUGCCUUUCAUCACAAAAUGAAAAUUUCAAAUACCAGCCAUAAUGAAUUGACACAAUCGCCUACCAAUUCUCAACCGCUUCUGCCGGCUCACUCGAACCCAAAAAUAUUUAUCCAC
Amoebophrya sp. A120 is the source of this 1002-nucleotide messenger RNA. Lineage: Eukaryota; Dinophyceae; Syndiniales; Amoebophryaceae. The record is from the annotation of a GenBank genome assembly.